Messenger RNA from Lethenteron reissneri (Far Eastern brook lamprey), 8981 nucleotides. RefSeq names its product mediator of RNA polymerase II transcription subunit 1-like. The record is from RefSeq and is a predicted model, not a curated record. Gene Ontology annotation, molecular function: nuclear retinoic acid receptor binding; nuclear vitamin D receptor binding; transcription coregulator activity. Lineage: Eukaryota; Metazoa; Chordata; Hyperoartia; Petromyzontiformes; Petromyzontidae. Gene Ontology annotation, biological process: cellular response to thyroid hormone stimulus; regulation of transcription by RNA polymerase II. Gene Ontology annotation, cellular component: mediator complex.
GGGCCUGGCGCGGCAUGGCGGCCUCGCUCGAGGUGUGCGCGGCCCUCGGCUCCCUCGGAGGAGGAGGAGGAGGCGGCGGCGGCGGCGUUCGAGGCGCCUCUGACGGCGGCGGAGGCGGAGGGACGGGGAGCGACCCGGGCUGUGCGGCGGGCGAAGAAGAGAUGAAGGCGACGCAGCUCAACGCACUGAUGGAGCGGCUGAGAGCCAAGCACGCCCAGCCGAGGCCCUGGGGAGACACCAUCAAGAUGGUGCGCCAGGCGAUGGAGCGCCGACCGGGCAAUGACAGUCAGCAGCGUGUACUCCGGUGCCUGCAGACUGUACAAAAGGCACUCAAAGUUACAUCCCACUCUGCCAUGGUGAGCAGACUAGAGGUCAUCGCCCGUGAGCACAGGCUGAGCUGGCACUGCAACCCGUCGAACUACGAGUGCUACGUGUCGUCUGACAUGUUCUACAUGGUGAUACACGCGGACGGCGCCGGCGCCGUGGCCGACGUCAAGGUCGCGCACCACGGAGAGAACCCAGUGAGCUGCCCGGGCCUUACUAAAAUCCUACGCGAAGGAAACUUUGAAGAGUUUUCCCAACACCUGGAUGCCUUGGCCAACCUCUACAAUUUACCGGGCGACAGCGAUCUCAAGAACAAGAUGUACCUCGCCCUGCAGUCCCUGGAGCUCGACCUGUUCAAGAUGGCACAGUGGUACAAACUGGCGACGAACGCCGAAACAGUCGACGCAAUCCUGCAUGGCAACGUCGGAUUUGUCUCUCCCAGGAGCGGCGAAAACCUGAUGACCCUCAAGUAUUACGUGUCUCCCUACGACCUCCUGGAUGAGAAGACGGGUGGAAUGCUUACCCUCACAGAUGACGAUGUUCCCCGCUCGCUGGGGUUGGGCGUGACGGUGGCCGUGGAGGGAGUGAGCGGGACGCACCGGCUGCCUAUCGCACCGCUCAUCGUCGGCACCAGGGCCACGGACGACAAAGGAACACCGCAGUUCGCGAGCGUCUCGCAGGCCAACAGCGUCGAGCUGCCCGGCUGCUUCUUCCUGAAGUUCCCGUCGCCCGUGCCAGUUUCUGAGGCCACCGUGAAGCAGCUGCAGUUGCUCACAGGUGUGAACGUGGACCCCGUUGGGGAGAGGGACCACAUGUUUGUGCUCAUCCGCCGCUGUGCACUCGACAAGCUGCCCAGCGGCGGCAGCACCGCCGACUCGAUUGCGAACGGCGGCGCAGGAGAUGCCAGCUACCACACCGUGACGCUGCCAGACCAGAAACACAACUACUUCCUGAACGUGGGGAUGGAGGGAGCCACGGCGACGGCAGACCUUGGCGGGGUAGCGGGCCCUGAGACGCGGGGGGUCCUGGUCGCCAAGAUCCCCUUCGUUCACCCGAGCCAGGUCCCCGCCGUGCUGGCGGCAGUGCGGCGCCAGGCGCUCUACAACGCGCUGCUCGCGUCCUGCAUGCGCGGGGACGCCGCGCCCCGCUGUGGAGAAGAGUUGUCGGGGCGGAUCCAGUUUGAGGUGAACCCACUCACCCAUGCGUCCUUCACCGUCUCCUUCCAGCACCCCAAGCAUGACACGCUGCUCAGCGUGCUCGUUGAGGUGUCCGAAGAGGCGCAGGUCAGCGCCAAGCUGUUCACCAGCCCCGCCGAUGGGCCCUUCUGCACUGACGACUACCUCUCCCGUGUGGUGCAGCGCUGCGCGUCGCUCCCCGUGACGAUGCGCGCCGUCUACAAGAAAGCGGAGACGGCCCCCGUGAACCCCGCGCGGCCCAGCAACACGGCGGAGACGCGGCGCGCUCUCGCCGCCCUCGCCUCCAACCUCGACGCCACCCUCGAGGAGUUGCACCGCAGCCACCCCGCGGCGGCGGCGGCGACGGCGGCGCCACCCGCCGACGCGCAGCGCCACCAUCACCAGCAGCAGCGGGCGCAUCUCACGGCGGCCGCCGCCUUCGCGCAGGCGCAGGACGGCCUGGGCGGCACUGCGUACGGCGACGGGCAGGCCGCCGGCACCGCGGCUGGCCUCUCGUCGUCGGCGGCGGCGCAGCAGCACGGCGCGGGCCUCUCCUCCCCGGCCGCCGCGGCCUUCUCGGUGGGGAACCUGGGCGGUGCGUCCCACCACCUCGACUCGGAGUUCUGCAAGGUGGCGCAGAAUCCCAUCCUCACCAGUCUGCUGAUUCCGGGCGCGCACGGCAGCGGCGGUGGUGGCGCCGGCGUGACCGUGUCGGGCGGCUCUUUGGGGCCGCCCGGCGCGGGUGGCCCAGCCCCACAGACGCCGACGACGCCGGUGACCCCGACGGCGCUAGCAUCGCCAUCCAGCACCAAAGCGCAUCCCAUGCUUAUGACACUGCUGCGCGACUCGCCCGCCGGGGAGGGGUCCACCUUGCUACUCGCGGCGCCUGCGUCUGCGCCGUCCUCGUCCGCGGCCUCGUCCACGAUGGCGACGUCCGUGAUGUAUGGGGGUGGCGGUGGAGGAGCAGGAGGUGGGCAGAUGCACCACCACGGCCAGCUGCAUCAGCACGCGCCUUACCACCACCAUCACCACCAACAGCAGCACCACCACCAUCACCACGGUGGUGGUGCUGGUGGCAUGGGGGUGGACUCGUCAUCCCCGCCGCUGCACUGGAAGCCGCGCAAGAAGAAGCGUUCGUCUAAGUCUCCGCGCGACCCGCAGAGCGAGGACGAGUUCCAGAAGGAGCUGUCGGCUGUCGAGGGUGACGAGUGCCCCGUUAUCGGCGGCAGCGGCGUGCUGGAGGGUUCCCCCAUGGGCGCCCCCCCUCCUCCGCUGCCUCCUCAGAUGCAGCCACCCACCCUGCAGCAGCAGCAGCAGCAGCAGCAUCUUCCGGGCUCUGCGCAGCAGUCGCACCACCAUGGGAUGCUCGGCCACGUUCACGUGGCAUCCGACGCGAGCAGCAUCCUGGAGCAGGACCUGGGCAUCAUCCUGUCGGAGAUCCAGUGGCCGCAUGGCGGGCAGCAGAGUGGGAUGGGCGGGCCAGAGGGCGGGGGUGGCGUGGGGCCCGGGGGGCGGCGCCCCAGCCUCGCCGACGACCCCUGCGGCUCUCCCGUCGACCCAGAGCUGCUGUUCGGCGUGCCGUCCAGCACGGCCAUGGCCGACUUCGACUCGCCGCUCAACGCCAACGUAUUCACGCCGGACAGCGACGACGACAGCCUCCCCGACCUCCUCAUGGAGGGAAAUCUCCAGCCCAAGGCCGGCAAGGCAGGCCAGGGCGUGGACCCGUACACGCCGUUUCCCGGAGCGUCUGGCGGCGAGCAGGCGUCCUUCGCGGCGGACGUCGCGGGCAACCGCGCGCGGGCGGAGACGGAGAGCUCCGAGACACCGGGGCAGGCUGCCGGGAAGAUUGGGGGAGGGGUCGGCGGUGGUAGCGGUGGCUUGGGGGCCCCGACAAGCGUGGCGGAAUACAUGCAGUCGGCGUUCCCGCUCUUCAGCACCGUGGAGGUGGCGUCGGUGAAGGUGGCGGGGGCGUCGGGCCCCGCACGCGACAGGGAGCAGCGCGGCGAGCGCGAGCGGGACGACGCGCCCAAGGGCGUCAAGCGGGAGCGUGAUCCUUCGGAGAGGCCACGCAAGGACAAGCCGCCAAAGAAGAAGAAGCGCGACCGCGGAGACGGCGAGUGGAGGUUAGGAUCCAGCCUGACCUCCUCGGGUGGGUCGUCGUCCUCUGUGUCGCAUCACGUUCGAUCGCAGACCCCGCCCGCCUCCACCGCACCCUUGAAGAUCACCAUCCAGGUAUCCACCAAGAAGGUAACGCUCGGAGGGCAAAGUAGUAGCAGCGGCAGCAGUGGCAGUGGGGGAGGGGGUAGUGGAGGAGGUGGGGGUGGUAGCGGCGGAGGUGGUGGUGGAGGUUCAUCGCUUACAGCCACGGGGAAGAGCUCAUCUUCGGCGUCCGUGGUCGCGUCUCCCAGCCGCCAGAGCACUCAGUUUGUAGGCAAGAUAAAGAACAACAAGACCGGCUCUUCUUCUGGGGCACCCAUGCUCAAACCCUGGUCUACGCACGGAAGUAGUGGCACCAACAGCGGCGGCACCAGUGGGGGCAGUGGAGCUUUCCCGAAGUCCGGCGUGUCAUCGCAGCCGCAUGUGACGCGCCCCGUUCAUAACAACACUAUCCGAAUCAAGACUCCACCAAAACCCCCUCCCCUCGCAUCGGGCCUGAGCAGCAAGCCUAGCGGCUCGCCAUCGCACUCAAGGUUGGUGCCAGGCUCGGCCGCCGACCGACAGCACAUGGGGAAGGGUCCGCCGGGCGCGCCGCCCCCCAUGAAGUUGAAGACACCGGGAAGCGGAGGCCCCCCCAUGUCCGGCGGCGGUUCCGGCGGCAUGGGCAGCCACUUCCGUGGCUACAAGAUGGGGCCGUCUCACCCGCGCAACGUCCAGGGCGGCGUCUCUGGUUCAUCCUCGGGCCACGGCCUAUCGGGAUCUGGGCCGGGAUCAAUGUCUGCGUCAAGAGCGGGCUCCGGAGGGCCGGCUCCUGGCUUCAAGGUGUCCAGCCCGACCGUGUCGGCGCCAGGCUCCGUCUCCUCGCUCCCGUCGAAAACAGGCCGCUCGCCGAGCCACAGGUCAUCCCUGACGGCCGUUAUCGACAAACUCAACCAUAAGGUGUCAACUACGGGCCAUGGCGACGAGGUGGCGCAGCCCCCGCCUCGCGAGCGGAUGCAGGGCCCUGGCGCGGGCCAGUCCGGCCCACAAAAAUCCCACCCGCAGCAGCAGGCAGCAUUUGACGAGGCGUGCAAGCGUGAUCGAGACACCAAGGCCGGCGGCGCGCCGCAGGACGGCCCCAGAGCGAGGCCCGACGAGGCACGGAGUAGCCCCGCUUCGGCCGCAAUCGGCGGAGUGGGCAGGAGCGAAGGCGGUGGCUCAUCUCCCGCCAACUUCAAGCACAAGUUGGCGACGGCUGGCGGCAGCGGCGGCGGGGGUGGCGGCGGCAUUUCCGUUUCAAAAGGGGAUGACACGGGGCCGUCCCGACUGUCGGCUUCAGCCCAGGGCGGCUGGGGCCACGACGUGACGGGCUCGGGCGUGACCCGCGUGCCAACUCCCGUGUCUGCCUCCUCCACGCCCAAGGUGGCCGAGCCGCCAGCGUCGUGUGCAGCCGGAGACUCGAACUCGCAAGUGAGCGGCGGUGGCGGCGGAGGUCUGUCGAGGAGCCAGCAAGCGAGCGGGCUGAGCCACUCGCUGGGCGCCGGAUCUAUGGGCAGCGGUGGAGGCAACAUCGGUAGCGACAGCCCCAGUUCAGAGGACGACAGCGUGAUUCUCAUCGGGGGCUUUCCAUCAGCGGAGCGGCAGCACGGCAAGGGCAAGCACAGGAAAGAGCUCGCCAAGUCCGGCACCGACUCAAUCACCACCGGCAUGGGAUCGUCAAAGUCGCCGGCCGUUUACGACCAGGCCCUGCCGGGGAGCGUCCAGGCCACGCCCACAUCUCCAGAGGUCAUUGCCAUCGACCUCAUGGAUGAGGCUCUCAUCGGGAGCUCUCGCUGAGCCCUCGGUCCAAUACUCCCAACCCCAUCCGCUGCCUUCACCACCGCUGUGCUCCCGCCCGGAACAUUAGGGUAGCUUUGUCAUGUUGGAGUUCGUGAGCGCUGGCGUGUGGGCGGGGGUGGUGUUUGGUCUGAGAGGUGUGAGGAGGGUAAGGGUGGUUGCCCCCCCCCCUCCCCGUUUAACUGUCGGUUGACUGACGUUAAUUGAAGGAACGUGGCGUGUGCACGUGUCAAGGUUUGUGAACCCAAAUUGGUUUAUUAUCACGGUCCUGUGUGUUUUUUUAUUUGUUUUAUAAACUUAAGUCAUCGUUCAUCUCAUCAUUUAGGCUAACGUCACUAAUUAUUAACGUUCGUGCUGUUAAAUGACAUAUAUCAAGUCAAAUGAAAGUAUCCAUUGAGUAUUAAGUGAGGCUUAUCUUCAUUGGCAGUUCUGAGCAGGUGGUAGAAAUUCCACAUCACAGUGUUUAUUCAAAGGACAAACACUGCCUUACUUCCACUAAGUGGAUGCACUAGACGGUACUCAUUUUGCCAAUCACAUUGGGAUGAUAUUCUGAAUACUUGUAAUUGUCCUAAAUCAUUUGGGAUGCUGUAAUGGUAAACACUGGACUUACAAUGCAGAGAGGUCACUGGUUCCAUUCCUCAGCGUGGCAGUUUAAACAAUGGACAAGUUUAUUAAAUUGCCUCUGUCCACCCAGCAGUAUAAACGUGUACACCCAAGUCAAUCAGUAGGCCACGUGUCGUGGGGUCAAGUUUACGUACUUUCACCUAUUUCAAAAUUACUGGUCAGCAUGGGAAAGUAGGCCAAAUGCCCUUCGGAUGGGCUCUCUAGAGCUCCCCAUAGGCAGCCUUCUCCCAGCGGUGGCGUGAGCAAGCAGUUACUGGGCUGCAACUGUACCCUUUGCGUGAAUUCAUAUGCUGUCAGUUUACUCGUUGAAAAAUAUUUUAAAAGGCCACUCUCACCUAUAGCCAUGGAAAAAAAGGCUUUGGGGCCCUAGAUGUCCCAACAGCGGUGGAUGUGACGUCUCGUAAGUUACAUUCCGAAAGAGGCGCAGUCCAUUUCAUGAACCAUUUAAACAAUGUGAGGCGCAUGCCGAUGUAUUACAAAUAUACAGUAUGUAAUUGCUACUUUUUUAGAUGACUACGUGCACAUUUUUAUUUUAAAUAGUAUUAUAUUUUGUGUUUGUCUUAUGCAAGAACCGCUAACUGUAUUGGAAAGUUUUAGAAUGUGAAUGAGGUCAAUUUAUAAAUGGCACGCAAUCCGAAUCUUGCCCGGAGUUCAGAGGUUUAUCCGCAGGCUGGGUUGUGACGCGCAAGCAUCUCUAACGUACACAUGCAGGUGGCCAAUACAAUGUGUGUUCUCAAAAUAACGGGGGGGGGGGGCUAUACCGUGUCCUGUACAUGACAGUGUUUUUUUGGGGUGUGGGAACCCCAACAACAAAAAAUUACGUCAAAAAUAGUACUCACGAAUUUAACAGCCUGCAGAGCAGUUUUGACUUCCUGUUCGCUGUAUCUCCGCCCUACGCAGAAACACCACGCACCACGUCGUCUGAGUUUGGUGCUGUGCUGUACGGUGACUGCUGGGAUGUUGGGUUGUGCUCUCGAGAAUUGCCUUGUGAUAUUAGGUAGUUUAAUUGGUGUUUUUGUUUUGUUACUAUGGGAUAAAUUUGGAUAUAACUGGGAUUUUUAAGAAAAGGGAUAUGCCGGGGCAACCGCCACAAUUGCAUUGAUAUGGUAAUUGAAGGCCACGCUGCAGUUAGCUUUCAUGUAAAUAUGAACUUGAUCAGGCUCCCAAGGUAAGAUUGAGGACUGUCCUUUCACAGUGUGACUUUUCGAGGUGGCAAAGGGUGAUUGAUCCCCACGAAAAUUAAAUAAAAAAUAUUGGUUUUAAUCGUCAGUGGGUUACAACCUAGCCUCUAAUCAUACCACACAGUUUGAAUAUAUGCCCACAGUUUGUCUUUACACGUCAUUCACUGGUAAGCGUGUCUUGAGACCACAAAAACAUUGUCCUUGUUUUCGCGACGCAUACUCGAAUGUACAGCCAGAACAACCUCUGCUAGGCAGGUUAUAAAUAUUGGACACGUUUUUGGCAUGGGACACGGGGGGAAGCCUUGCUGUAUCCUGUUAAGUGACUUUUCCCUGCAUGGAUGUGUUGCUCUUCUGUCGAUUGCGGCUGCCAAAAGUGGAAUUUUGUUUUUAAAAAAAGGUUGAUAUUGCAAAACACCAGGAGAUGGAAGAGUUAAAGAAAUGUCGUGCGAUGAGGUGUCGGUUUUGUAGCCUUGAUAAGUAGUGUGCACGCGUGUCAUUUGGCAAUACUACAUCCACAAAAAACAGGCAAAACAUUUUGAGAACACAAUGCUGUAAUGGAAACUAGCUCACAAAGUGCACAUUAAAUACCCAUGUUUGUUGCACCAAUUAACUGUGGGUAUGGGGGAAGCAGUGAUGCAAUCGGUAUACUGCACCUCGAACCCAAAGGCCCUAAGUUUGAUUGCUGGUGUAACCGGCGUGUACUUGUCUACAGUAAAUUGCACUUGUGAUUGUGCACGGGGCAACGUUUUGCACUCUGGUGGUCACAAGUUGCUGUUCUGUGCUACAUCCUGCCGUUACAUGAGGCGUCUGCACCCUUCACGCGGUGCAGUACUGACUCAGGGAUUGGUUCCUAGGCCACACGUGCACAUUGGACCACGCCCGGACUGAUGUUGUGUAUGGUUCAUGUACGGGGGGGGGGAGGCUGUUCAGUGCUGGCUCGGCGAGCGACUGGGAUUUGAACAGCGUGGUGUUUUGUGGCGUGUGGGCUGUGGUGGCUCUUGGUCACCGUUUGCAGAGAUGCAAAAGCUACCCAGGAGAGCACUUGAAUAAAGUGUUGCCGUUACAAGACCCACUCGCCAAGUAGUCCAGUCAUCUCGACCAACCGCGUGAUGCGGAGAGGGACACGAACACAACAUCGAACAACAUAUAUGGUCCUUGAAUGCUUUUUUUGCCGACCUCGUUAUGAUCACGCCAGGGAGGGAGGAAGGACCAGCGACACUGGCCAUGGCUAACUUGAGUGGAAAGUGAUGUCUGAACCGGCCAUGCCCCCCACAUCCCACCAACCCACACUGACAGGUGUGGCCAACACUGCGUGGGGAGACCUUCAGCAAGGGGGGGGGGGGGGGGCGAGACAAAAUAUUGAACAUAAUUUUAUUCUUCGAAUAUUGCGUUGAUAUGGGAUACUACAUUGAGAAGUCAAGUUGUGCGAUUCCCUCUUAUUUUAAAUCACACUUUACCAAAACUGUUUUACUGCUCCUUGUACAAACUGUCCACCCCGACGAGAGAUGAUGAUGUGCUGUAAUGUAACGGUAAUAACGGGGACGCGUUCUUGGAAUGUUCAAGCAAGGCGAUGUUUCAGCAUUAGCAUGUUCAAGCUGGCAUGAGUCAUUCUUGGUUUUAUAUGUUUUAGGUAGCGCUUUUAAAACCAAUGGCUUUUAAGUUGUAAUGUAAUGAACAAAUUUAAAUACAAUUAUAUUUCAACUUU